This is a messenger RNA of Pichia kudriavzevii, 1815 nucleotides long. RefSeq lists its product as uncharacterized. The coding region runs from base 1 to 1815 and encodes 604 amino acids. Lineage: Eukaryota; Fungi; Ascomycota; Pichiomycetes; Pichiales; Pichiaceae. The transcript has a single exon. The record is from RefSeq and is a predicted model, not a curated record.
AUGUCUCAUUACGAUACUUUGGGUGUUUCGCCUACAUGCACAGAUCAAGAACUGAAGAAGGCAUAUAGGAAACUGGCGCUUAGGUUUCAUCCCGAUAAAAAUCCAUCAAAGGAAGCAGAGGAUAACUUUAAAAGGAUAAACGAUGCAUAUGGAAUAUUGAGUGACCCUAAAAAGAGGAAGGAGUACGACCAGUCGUUAAAACCAAAAAUCAAUGGGUUUUCCACCUUUGCUGAUGGGUUUGGCAAUGGUUUUUCAUUCAAUACCAAUGAUAUAUUUUCUACAUUCAUGCAUGCCAACAGCCCGUUUGAAAACUACAAGCGUAGUACAUUCAAUGCAGGAUCUCAACGUGAGGCUUAUGAGCGGGCACGAGCUCAACAUUAUGAGGCCAAGAGCCGUCAAGAAAGGGCAAGGAGUACCGAAAAUGAGGAGAAAAUGAGAAGACAGCGUGAAAAUGAGGAAAACAGAAGGCGACAAGAGAAUGAGUUACGUAGAAGGAAGGAAGAGUUGAGGAGGAGGGAACUCAGAGAACAAAAAGCCCGUGAACGUGAAGCUGAAUUGGCUAGGCGCAGAGCCCAAGAAAUUGAAGCCGAAGCUAGGAGGAAACUGCAAGAAGAACGUUUGAAAAACAGCAAAUAUAGUCAUGACGGCACCAAGAACAGUAAUUAUAGUGGCAUGGAUACUCAUAACAAUAAUAAUGAUCAAAAUGGUAGUAAAAGGAACGAUAAAGAUAGUGGUGGUGUAUGUGAUGAUCGAGCAAAUGGGCCAAACAGGUUUGCCUUUAGGGAUCCUACGGAUGACGGGAUGCCUGAUAUAGUAGACAAUGAUUCUUUUAUGCAGGGUGCACAGGAGGUCAAAGAAUGGAUGAACAAGAGAACGUGGGACGACGUUGGAGGAUUCAAGCCUGUAGACACUGUUGAAUCGCAGAGUCCCUCUCCAUCUCCCCAGCUGAAUGGAGAUGCCGAUGAAGCAAAUAAUGGAUAUUCCAACGGCGAAGAAGAAAAAGAAGAAGAAAAAGAAGAAGGAGAAGAAGAAGGAGAAGAAGAAGAAGAAGGAGAAGAAGAAGGAGAAGAAGAAGGAGAAGAAGAAGAAGGAGAAGAAGAAGAAGAAGUAGAACCUGAAGACGAAACAUCAGCAAGCGAGGGUGACUCCGAUGCCAAUCUAUACUCUGAUGAAGGCCCUUCACUGGAUACUGGGGGGACCAAAGAUGAUCCAAUUAUAAUCGACUUGGACGACGAGAGUCUUUUGGAGAGUGACGGCGAGAAUCAAGUAAAGCAUGAUUCCAACAUUGAGAAUAUCAUACUUGACGAACCAAGUGCCACAGAUACAGAGCAUGAGCGUGACUUUGAAACCCCAUUAGGGUCACCGAAGCGGCGGAAGUUAAGUCCUUCUCGAGAACCACGACUGCAAACCCCAAAGAGAAAGACCAGUGUCUCUACAAUACGUAACAAUGGAUCCAAAAAGCCAAGGAAGAUCACAUUUCUUGACCAACUCUCCGAUCUCACUCGCCAGGAAAAUUUGAUCUACAACCAAAUAAAACAGACAACACUAGACCCACCUCUCACGACACUACCGGACUUACUCCAAUGGAAGAUGGCAACAGAGGAAGUCUUGGAUCAACAUAGCCAAUUUGUAAAAAGUAUCCAAAUACUGAUAAGGGAAGAAAUUACACGGAAACAACAUGCGCCACAUGCAUCACAUGACCAUGCGGUUUGUGUCUUAGCUGAAGCAGUGGCGCAUGAACAUGAAUUGAUAAAUUUCCGAGGCGUCCUCAUUUCUAUUUUCCUCUCCACCCUGGAGAAGUGGCAAGCACACUGA